This is a messenger RNA of Ctenopharyngodon idella (grass carp), 4615 nucleotides long. It is a transcript of the gene sox4b, whose product is annotated as SRY-box transcription factor 4b. Gene Ontology annotation, molecular function: DNA-binding transcription activator activity, RNA polymerase II-specific; RNA polymerase II cis-regulatory region sequence-specific DNA binding. Bases 1641 to 2780 code for a protein of 379 amino acids. The transcript has a single exon. NCBI's taxonomy places the organism in Eukaryota, Metazoa, Chordata, Actinopteri, Cypriniformes, Xenocyprididae. The record is from RefSeq and is a predicted model, not a curated record. Gene Ontology annotation, biological process: positive regulation of transcription by RNA polymerase II; cell differentiation; anatomical structure morphogenesis.
UUUAUGCUCAAAGUGAAAUGCGUGACAUUAUUUUUAAGAUCUCAUGCUUGAGCCUGUUUUGGGUAAACAAUAACAAGGAUGUAAGACAAACCGUUGUAAAAUAUCUCUUGGAUGUUCAUUAUGUAAUUCUUUGACAAAUAUAGAUUCUGUUGCAUUAAAAGCAGACGAAAUGCUUGGCUCCACUCUGCCAUCUAGCGUCACUCCAAUCCAGUGUUUCUUCAACAGUAGAUCUGGAUUACAACCCGGGCUCUCUUCGGGGUUAAUAAUAACUGUUUGUUAAUGACUGUCGACCUCUAGUCCUGAUCAUGAACAUGUACCAGUUUCAUUCUCUCCGUGAUACACCGUUGACCACUGGUGCAUGGGCAGAGGUGGCAUACGGUGUAAACUUGUUCCAGUGCAUUCGGCGAGUUAAGUUCUCUAGAAAUCUAAACGAGACGUUAACAGUGUUGCUCAACCUUGAAACUGAAUACUGCUGCUGUUGCCUGUUGUGUUUAGGGGGUUUGGGGCGUGCGCUCUGUGACAAAGGACCGCCCGGCUUUCAGCGGCUCCACCUUCUUCCGAUCCAGCCAGAACAUUAAUGCGCAUAGACUCGAGACAGGACUCAGUUACACUGGAAGCUGUGUUCCGGCCAGUGUACAGCCCAACACAGCCAUGAGCUUGCGAAAUGAGCUGACUUGAUGGCAGAUAUCGAUGAAUACACAGAAAGUCAAUUUUAAGCUUUAAUUUAUUUAUGGAUAGGCGAUGAUACUUUAUUUUUCAUUUAUGUUAUGGUUAUUUUAUAUUGUUUUGUCUCUUUAAAUGUAAGUGCUUGACAAAUACAGUCUGAUAUAAAACAUAUCCAGCUUCGUUUUCUCACUCAAAGCAGUAUUUGUUUGUAUAUGCAUUCAAAGAUCACGCCUUCCUUGCUACAAGCAAAACCGAGAGAGAGAGAGAGAGAGAGAGAGAGAGAGAAAAACAUAAUCGUGUACCUUUAAAACUAAGUUUGUCGUGUAUGCUGGAAUGAGGUCAGACCCAAAGCUCCUCAUUGCACGCGCUGAUUAUUAUUAGAUUCCUUUUUCAGCCAAUGAAAAGAGAGUAGGCGUGUUUUGGCGCAGGGAAGGCUAGAAACAGCCUAUGAUUGGCUGACCACUGUCUCUAUUAUACCAUUGGAAACGGAUAAAGCUGUAUGAGGCAGAAUAGAAGUCUGUUGAAACUUACAGACUGCUUUUAAGAGACGGAUCCUUGUGCUAGAAUUACAUCCUGGUUUUCCCGCAUGGUUUAACGGGGAAGGAUAUGCUGAAGGAGUCAGAUAUCUUCCGAAACUUGAACAGAGCUUUGCUGCAUCGCAGCGCAUACACUAACACUGAGCUUUCGCAUAGCUGCGCUCAUAUACAAACUUUCAACUGCUCAUCGACUGUUACAACAUUAUUACUGGAUGCACGGACACUGUGGAAAUCGGAAACUGUAUCAGCUCAUUGAACUAUAUGAUAAAGCCCAGAAACAAAACUUUAGACACACAAAGCCACUGCACUAAGCACGACUGAAAGCGUGUGGUGCACCAGCCGCCUCGGCUCUCCUCAGGACUAUUAUCAGACUGAGUUUUCUUUAGCGACACGUUGGGCUUGAGAGUGCACGCUCUCUCUCUCUUUCAGACUGUAGCAAUGGUCCAGAAAACAAGCAGCACAGAGAAUCCCGAUGCGCUGUUUGCUGGAGACUCCGAUGCCGGCGCGCUGGAUCUGGACAUGGCUUCCUCUCCAACCCCUGGUUCCACGGCAUCCGGGGGUGACAAGCUUGACCCCGGCUGGUGCAAAACCCCCAGCGGUCACAUAAAGAGACCAAUGAACGCGUUCAUGGUGUGGUCGCAAAUCGAGAGGCGCAAGAUUAUGGAGCAGUCGCCGGACAUGCACAACGCGGAGAUCUCAAAGAGACUUGGCAAGCGCUGGAAGCUCCUGAAAGACAGCGACAAGAUUCCCUUCAUCCGAGAGGCGGAGCGGCUCAGACUCAAGCACAUGGCAGACUACCCAGACUACAAGUACCGGCCGAGAAAAAAAGUGAAGUCAAGCGGCUCGAAACCGAGCGAGAAAGGAGAAAAGAUCAGCGGGAGCAGCGGGAGCAGCGGCAGCACGAGUUCCGCCUCGAAACCGUCCUCAAAAAAGAGUGGGAGCUCCAGAUCAACCAGCAAGCCGCACAAAAUAGUUCUGGGAAGCGCGAAGGCGGCGUUUCCCGAGCAGGGACCCGCGGAUCACCACUCUCUUUACAAAACCAAGUCGGCGUCGGCUUCCAAGCAAAUUCCCGACAAGAAGGCUAAGAGAGUUUACAUUUUCGGAGGCAGCGGCAUAAGCCCGUCUUCAGCAGCUGUGCCCGCCAGUCCGACCCUGAGCAGCUCCGCCGAGUCCGACCCGCUGAGCCUGUACGAGGACGGCGCGACGAGCGGCAAGGAGGGCGCCGACUCCCCCAGCAGCUCGUCCUCGGACCGCCACAGGUACACCAGCAUGCGGGCGUCUUCACCCACUCCGUCCGCGUCACAUUCGUCCUCCUCAUCCCAGUUCUCCUCUUCUUCCGACGAGGAACUCGACGACGACAUGCUGGACAUUAACCCGAGCCCAAGUUUUGACAGCAUGUCCCUGGGAAGCAUCGGCUCCUCGGUGCUUGACAGAGACUUUGACAUGCAUUUUGAAUCUGGAGCUUCUCAUUUCGAGUUCCCCGACUACUGCACCCCUGAGGUGAGCGAAAUGAUUUCAGGGGACUGGUUGGAGUCGACCAUUUCUAACUUGGUGUUCACUGCUCACGUAUUGAACUAGAGAAAGUUGAGGAAAUACGUCUGAGGAAGAACACUGAACAAAAGGGAUAGCAGACAAGUGUGUUUGUAAAAUAAGCCACCAUGUGAGGGGCCCCGCGCGUGAGACAACGGCAAAGCGCUGAAAAACAAAAGCUACGAUGCUUUCGUGAAACGCUGGCAGGAUGGAAAAGUGCCGCUAACCAUUUUGUCGCGAGAGGGCCGAAGUCAUUUCCCCGUGCUCGGCACGAGACGACAGGAGGAAAUUCACGAGGAGUGCUUGAGAAACACGUUUUGAACUGGAAACUGAUUGAUUUGCACGUACAUGAAGGCGGGCUUCUGUCGUCUGUUUUAAUCAUUUUACAUCAAAAGAGACGUUUAAGAACUUUAUUGAUUCACCUUGUGGACUUGAUUGCUUAACGGAGGUACUGAAAUAUAGGCUGUUUUUCAGCAUGGCGGAUUUAUUGGCAAGGUGGGUUGACAAAAGACAAACAGGUUUUUUUACAUAAUGAAAAAAGGGAAAAAAAAUAACGCAUGUUAUCUGUCCUCUUGUAAUGAGAAUUCUGUAAGACUGUCGAACAGUUAAACUAACGUUGGGAUUAUUUAAAUGGAUAGAUGGCGCUAUGUUUGAUUUCCUACUCGCAGGAAAAAAAAAAAAAAAGAUCACCAGCUGUUUUCAUUCUUAACUUCAGGAUUCAAACACAAACUCAAAUCUGUGCUGAACUUUAUAUACUACUUCAGGACCAAAACUCUUAAGUUUCUGAAACUAUUAAGAAAUACUGUUAAUUUUUGUCAUGGUUGUUUCCUUUUCUGUGUUCUUCAGAUGCCACUUUUAUAUGGAUGUAUUUAUAUAGGCUACUGGCCAAACAGUUCGUCUUAUUUUUAUGUUCUUGUAAGUACCCUCGCAUCUGUCUGUCUCCUUCUCCGAAGAAGGGCUAGAGUUUUAACUUUUGUUUUUUUUUAUAUUUAAAUGUAGACUUUUGACACUUAAAGAGAGGAAACGUUUGAUUAUUUUCUCAGUGUAUUUUUGUACAAAUAUAUAUAAAUGGGGGGUGUCAAUAGGUGUAAAUCGCUGUUUUGGAUUUCCUAAUUUGAAGAGGCAGGUGUGUCGGUGGUCUCUGAAUCGACCUCCUGUUUCAUGUUUACAGUCUCAAUCUGCAGGCGUCUUAAAGACACACACUCCAAAACCCAGUUCAAGCCAACAUGUGCUUCGUUUUUUACAUUUUCUCUGAGCGUGCCGAAUUAAACAGAUUGUAGCUUUAAAACGAGCGAUUUUCUUGGCGUUUUAUAUCUUAAGAAACCACUGGAUGGAAAAUCGUUACACAUUCAAAAUGGUCCAUUUGAGAUUCGCGACGAUUAUGUGCGUUCCUCAUUGUAUUUGAAUAUUUAAUCUUUUCUACUUGUCGGAUAAGUAUAGCUAAUUGUUUUAGUAUCUUAAGGCAUGGUGAAUAGAUUUGUAUUUCCGAUUCAGGUUUAUAGCUGUUGUGUUAAAAAAGCAAGAAAAAAGGGGGAAAAAAACAUCUUUGUACAGCUGUAUCAUAGGCAAAAAGAUUGUGUGUUUAUGUAUGUUUUUGCGCUUUAUCUCGACAAGCACUAGAAUGGCUAUCUUUAUACAUCCUUGCUUAGCCUACUUCAUUUCAAGAUGGUUGUUAAGGAUUUUUAUAUAUACAUUUGAAAUAUAUUAACUUUAUUUUCAUCCAUUCUGUGCAAUAUGCUGUGUAGAAAUCUUGUUUUGUCUAAUCAUGCCAUAAAUCCCAUGCCAGCUUAUUGUGUCAAGUCACUGCCUGACAGACUGUUCAUAAACUCUUGUACAGAACUUUUUCAUAAAGGAAAUAAACUCAGCUGGAACUGAACCCUAAA